CACGUAUUCAGUAAUGUUAAACUUUUCAAUGUUUGGAUGCCGCCACGUAGGGAACUCGAUCAUCAGGCUCCUACUCAGGCUACGGUAAUCGCUCAGUUCCGCGACUAUCACGCCGAAAAGUUCUCAGGGCAGGGAGAUCCCCGCAUCGUUGAUGAGUGGAUUCAGGGCUUAGAGUUUAUCUUUGAGCUAGUCCGCGACAAGUACUACCCUUCCUACUAUCGGGCAGAGAUAGAGCGUCAGUUCUUAGCGCUUCAGCAGGGCACUCGUACUGUUGAUGAGUACGAGCGAGAGUUUAUUAGACUUGCAGCUUUCGCACCGGACCUGGUUCGCACGGAGGCUCAGAGAGCGCAGCGGUUCAUCGACGGGCUUUUCCCAGCAGUCCGUCACAACAUCGUGGGACACGGGACGCAGAUCUACGCUCGUGCAGUUUCUAUCGCCCAGGAGGUGGACGCUAGCAUACGGAGAGAGGCCGUUCGUGAUCGUGCCCAGCCAUGUGCCCCAGUUCAGCCAUUUGCAGCUCCACCAGCUCUACCAGCCCCUCAGCCAGCAAAGGAGAAGAAGAGGAAGGGAAAGGGUGCACAGACUGACCGGAGGACCCAACAGAUGUUGGAAACCACGAGGAUCUCGAUAUGCACAAAUCACGGACAAACAUUCAACAUAAACCUAUGCGCAGCGGAUUUAAAG
Molecule: messenger RNA, 684 nt
Organism: Striga hermonthica
Lineage: Eukaryota; Viridiplantae; Streptophyta; Magnoliopsida; Lamiales; Orobanchaceae
Source: the annotation of a GenBank genome assembly